This is a messenger RNA of Camelina sativa (false flax), 313 nucleotides long. Its product is annotated as putative small ubiquitin-related modifier 8. Lineage: Eukaryota; Viridiplantae; Streptophyta; Magnoliopsida; Brassicales; Brassicaceae. Gene Ontology annotation, molecular function: protein binding. The record is from RefSeq and is a predicted model, not a curated record.
UCACAAAGAGAAAGUGAAAAUGUCGGCGUCUGACAAGAAACCGUUGGUUCCGUCGUCUCAUAUCACCGUCAAGAUCAAAAGUCAGGAUGACGUAUGUGUGUACUUCCGGAUUAAGAGGGACGUUGAAGUCCGUAAGAUGAUGCAAGCAUAUUCCGACAAAGUUGGAAAACAAAUAUCAACUUUUAGGUUCCUCUUCGAUGGAACUAGAAUCAAAUUCAAUCAAACUCCCAAUGAGAUUGGGCUUGAAGAAGAAGAUGAAAUCGAAGCAUUUGUUGAACAACUAGGAGGGUUCAGCUUCUUUCGUCGCCAUUAA